Molecule: messenger RNA, 345 nt
Organism: Cryptococcus wingfieldii CBS 7118
Lineage: Eukaryota; Fungi; Basidiomycota; Tremellomycetes; Tremellales; Cryptococcaceae
Exons: 2
Coding region: 1-345 (114 amino acids)
Source: RefSeq, a predicted model, not a curated record
AUGGCUACCAAUACCAACUCCACCCAGCAGACCACACAAUCUGAUGCGUUUCUUCAAUGUUGCUUUGUCAUCAUGAAAGCCCAGGCUAAGGACAAGAAAGCUGACGCCCUGACUCGUGUCGUCGUCCACAGCCUCCUCAGCUUCAACAUCCUCGCCAUACCGCAAAGAGAACGCACACUGUCGUCUCAGAAUAUACAACCGAUUGUCGACCGCGUGUUGAGUGAUCCCUCCGUGAGCCGUUCGGGGAGCGCCACGCUUCCGUCAGGGGAGAGUGUGACCUACACGUAUGUACCAAUGACUGGUGGCGCCUAUGGGAGCGGAGGGAACAAGCAAGGGGGGGGUUGA